Molecule: messenger RNA, 5018 nt
Organism: Nicrophorus vespilloides
Lineage: Eukaryota; Metazoa; Arthropoda; Insecta; Coleoptera; Silphidae
Product: protein Daple
Exons: 7
Coding region: 398-4189 (1263 amino acids)
Biological process (GO): cytoplasmic microtubule organization; cytoskeleton-dependent intracellular transport
Cellular component (GO): cytoplasm; centrosome
Molecular function (GO): dynein light intermediate chain binding; microtubule binding
Source: RefSeq, a predicted model, not a curated record
ACCGGAGAACACAGAACAAUUCGAAUUCAGCAAUUAGCAAAAAGGCCUUGACUCGAAUGCGGAGCGGUGCUUAUUUUGCCAUUGUUUUCUUCCACCUCUUCAUCACCGAUUGUUAUCGGUAUUCGUGCCGUGAGAAUUUCGAAGAUGAUGACAAGUGUCAGAUGAUCUCCGGCAGGCGAUUAAAGUUACGGUAAACCACUCUCCUAUCCGUUGGGUCUGAAAGUACCUCUUGAGAAUUCGGUGCUCCAGAAGGAAGAAGAAAGAGCAGACCAUAAUUCACAGAUGAUCGGAUCUUCGUAGGCGGCGGAGUUUCGCUUGUUGGUUAUGUCACAAUAUCAUGUCCAGAGUGGGCUUUCUGUGAUCUUAUCCCAGUGAAGAAGGAAGUGCAUGAUCAAAGAUGGUGGCAGCCAGUGCAGCUAACAUUGAGGAGUUCCUCUCUGGACCCCUCGUCACUUGGUUGAGUACAUGUAUUAAGAAACCAGAGUCACUGCAAGUGUAUGAGACAUUCUUCGAUGGAAGCCCUAUCAAUGAGGUGCUUCUGCAGAUAGAUCCAGAGCCCUCCCAUCCUGUGCCAGUCCUGAUUAACCUGCAGGGUCUCAGUGUGACAGCUUCCAGGAUAAAGAUCUUCCACAGUAUUAUAAAGAACAUCAAGACUAUCUAUGAAGCGGAAUUGGGGCAGGUCGUGGUUGCGCUUCCGGAUUGCGUGACUAUUGGGCGAUCGCCUUCCUCGCAGGAAGCUCUACAGCAUCUGAAGUUGAUCAUACUGCUGUUGCUCGGUUGCGCCGUACAAGGACCGACGAAAGAGAUCUUCAUAGCCCGGAUCAAAGAGCUCGGCUUAGAUGUGCAGCACGAGAUUGUCGAGUGCAUUAAGCGGGUGACCGAUGAUCAGUCGGUUGUUUUGACGCUCGACUGGCCUAACCAGACGCCAGAGAAGCUGUAUCUUCAUCUGAGGGAUCUGACGAACGAGCGAGAUGCUCUGUUCCAGCAUUGGGUCACCGACCUAGGCCAGGAGAUGGGUCAAAGCAACGGCGACAAACAUGGCUUGACUCCCACAGGCGGCAACCCCGAGGGCUUCGAGUCCAAUCAUUUAGCCGUUGAGUUAGCUGAUUGGAAGGCAAGGCUACGGAAACAGCGACAGGAACUGGAGGAGAAAACGGAACUGCUCACAGAGUGCAAGGAAGAACUUGACCAUUCGCAAUGCAUAAUAUCCAAGUUGAAAGCAGAGAACUGCGAUUUGCUGACUGAAGCGAGGAAAGCCAAGGCCUACAGAGAUGAAGUGGAUGCAAUGAGCGAGAAGGCUCUAAGAGUGGAGAAACUGGAAGCACAAGUGCAGCGGUAUCGUGAACGUUUGGCUGACACCGAUUUCUAUAAGAUGACGGUGGCGGAACUUAGAGAGGAUAAUCGCGUCCUCCUCGAGUCUCGAGAAACCUUAGAAGCGGAUCUUGCCCGAGCCAGGCAGAAGGCCAAUCGUUUAUUGGAAUUGGAAGCGGAGCUAUUAGCUAGCAAGCAAGUGAUAAACGACAUCACAUUGGAAAGAGACGCCGAUAGGGAAAAGAUGACCGAUUUGAUGGAUGAGAAUUUCCAGCUGCAACAGGUCACCAAAUCUGCUUUGCAAGAAACGACGAACUUUAAGCUAACCACGGAAACCGAUGAGGAGGAAUCUGGUAAUUCGGGAGAUAACAGUUUAUCGGAACAGUUGACAAACAAUGCUCAAGCCAGAGCACUGAGGUUGGAAUUGGAGAACCAGAAACUGUUAUCGACCAUAGAUUCGCUUAAAGAGAACAACUUCCACGAGAAUUCCAAGCGCAUUUUGGACUUGGAGAAGGAAAAGAAAAAGCUUGAAUUGAAGCAGGAUCAACUUGUGGAGAGUUGCGAGCGCGUUAAGCAGCAGAACCGAGAACUGGAGGAGCUGUUCAGAGCGUCCAUCCAAGAGAACAAGAAGCUACAAACGGUCAUCGAUACCAAUAAAGUGAACUCUGAUAAACAAACGCAGGAUUUGCAAAACGAACGCAUUAAAGUUGAGGAGCUCGAAAAGAACAUGGAUGUUUUGAAUAAAGAAAAGCAACGGGUGCAUUCGUUGUGCGAAACUGUAAAACGCAGAGCUGAUGAUGCCGAGAAAUGCUUGGAGCAUGCAAACGUCUCCUUGGAGCAUUUUAAGAGUACCGCCAGCAAAAGCAAAGAGUUCGAACAAAUGUCUACCGAUUUAACUGCUAAGAUUACCACCAUGGAGAAGGAUCACGCUACUGUUCAAAAGGAAGUCGUUCGCUUGAAGGAGAUUCUGGAAACUAAAGAUAGAACUUUGGAUACGCAAUCGGAAUUGUGCGAGAAAAAGGAGAAGGAUAUCAUCAAACUAACUAGAGACUUAGAAACCCUUUCCGGGCAAAGUGAGAAGCUGUCAGAGUUUGAGAAAAAAUAUCAAGAAUUGAAUUCGCAAACUACAGUCCAUUUAGAAACAAUAACGACUCUGCAGAAAGACUUGGUUGGCGAGAAAGUCGUCAAUGAAAAAUGCAAGAGUAUUUUGGAGAAGAUGGGAUUGGGUUUGGAUAUUUUGGACACCGAUGUUAGUACGAUAGUAGAACGCAUGUUUGAAAAGUCUGAUUUGGCUUUAACCAUAGUAACGUAUGCCAAAGAAAAACUAUCGCUGGAGAAGCCAGUGAAGGUGGAAAGGGAUCCAGAAUUGGAUCUAAAAUGCGAGAAGCUCACCAACGAUUUGAAUACCAUGCAAAAUGAGAACGCCAAAAUGCAAGUAGAUAUUUCUACGUUAACUUCACAGGUAAAUUCUCUGCAGACGCAGCAAACGGCGCUCCAAUUAGCCAACAGUCAGCUUGUCGCGGAAAAGGAAGAGUUGACUAAACAGAACGAAGCUAAGCGUUUGACCUACGACGCGAUGCUGGUGGAUUUGAGCACCAUUCGGAAUCUUCACGAGCAGCUAGGUAAGGAUUACGAAGAUGCGAAGAAAGAGCAGGAGACCUUGAAGAAGACAUUGCGCGAUUCCAAGGCCGAGGCGCGCAAUACCAAAGAGAUGAACGAUGGGUUAGAGAAGAAGGUGACAAAUCUGGAGCAGGAAAAAGAUGCGCUGAAGAACGAGUCCAAGAGUUUGGGCAAUUUGCGGACGGAGCAUUCUAAAUUGAAGGAUGACUUCCGACAUCUAUUCACGGCGAACGAACGACUGAAGACUGAGUAUAGGGCUUUGCAGGAGGAAAACAAGAGCUUGAGAGCUGAGACCAGUAAACUGCGGUUGUCUAAGGGCGAGGUAGAGACCGAACUGAACGCAAGAAUCGACAUCUUGAAGUCGAUGCAGCAGAGGUGCGACAUCCUGUACGAAAUGAACACCAGCCUGGACGGCGAUCGCAGGGCCCUCAUGGAUCAAGUUACCAAGCUCUUGGCGCAGUACCACUCUCUCCUCCUGCACUCGCUCGAGGACAAAGAGCACUUUCAUUUAGAAGAGAAGAUGUUCACUGAUAGGCUCAACAAUCUGUGCAGACAGAAAGAGAAACUCGAGGAGAAAAUAAUGGAGCAUUAUAGAAAAAUGGACAAUGCAUCGGUGAAGAAGCGUGGUUUUGGCGCUAACCUCAUCAAGAAGUUGAGGAAGACGGGCAGCGACAUGAUCAAAAGUCCGAGAAACAGGAGGUCAUGGCACGAGGACGCGGAGAAGUCUUCUUCGCAGCUGAUGAUCGUCGGCGCGGGUUCCGGGGAAUCCGCCGGUAACGAUUCCGACAACAGCAUGGGGGAUCCACAGGUCCCAAGGAGUGAACCCUUCAAGCGCUCCGUAGGUAGUUUGCAUGGUCAUAAACCCAGAGACGAGGUGGCUUUGAGGAGAUCGCAUCGUGAUCUGACCUCUCACCGGAACAGCGUAGCUGGUGAUCAAGUCUACCCCAGAGAACCACAGGGCCCAUUGAGCUUGGGAUCCGUGGGCACCAGACGGACUGUUUACUUGUCGGAGGACGAUCCAGCGCCGCCGAGCACGCCAACGAACACUUCUUCAAACAAUCCAAACGACACUCCAUUCAUGGUCUACAACAAGAUCUCCGUCUUCGGGGAUUCACAGAGGAGUCAGAUGGUAACGUCCACCCCGGUGCACCAACAGCAGAGCAAGAACGAGGAGGUUCACGACGUCCCGACCGACCGUAAACCCAAGGGAGACGGUGCCAAAGAGAACGAGACCUGGUUCGAGUAUGGGUGCGUUUAGAAUGAUAGCACCGUGAGUUUUCUAUCUUUCGUAUAGUGUCUACUUUUCUUGAUACAAGAUGAAUCAUCGAAAACGUGAACAAUCGGAAGGAUUCGGAUUCGACACCACCAAUAUUUACCUCAAAUCUCGAUCCCACCCUUUCCUGCACGCAUUUCGCUGGCUCAUCGAGUAUGUGUGAUAUAUGUUUUCCAUAUUUCUUCCUCCUUGAUCUCCUCCGUGUGCAGUUUUGGUCUUCGAAAGUUAACCAUUUUAGUAUUAGAAAAUAAUAAAAAGAAACCACGUAUGCCUUAUUAUGGCCUUAACUUAACAAAAAAAUAAAUAAGAUGAAAUGCGGGUGUAACGAAAAUCAAAAAUUUAUACGCUUUAAGUGCUUUUCUUCCUCUUAAAUUUAAAGUAUUCUCUUUGUUUUCUAUUUUUAGCAUUUAGUAUUAUUAAAACCACGGCUGUAUUAUUAUUUAUGUGCUUAGGAUGCGCUCUCUAUUCUUGCCUAAUUCAUCAAAAAAAAACAAACAAACAAAAAAUCAAAAGCAACUAACUCUUAAGGUCUAGCAUUUAGGUUUAUUUAUAACGCAAAAAAAACCGCAGUACUGAAACACUAAUAUUAAAACCAACCCGUCUAGUUAAGUGUGAACUCUGUAAAAUGUGAUUCCAUCCAAUUUUACUAGAAAGUGUUCUUUUUUUUUAAUAUAUAUUUAUAUAUAUGUAUACAUCCAGACAAUGUACAAGUUUUUAUUCUGUUCGUGAGUUUUAAAUGUAUUUUUUUUAACUUAGACAAAGGACAAUAUUAGGAAUUGAUCUUCCAUGUUGUAUACCGAUUUUAUAUAAAUAU